AUGCGUGACAAGGACCUGACUAUCGCUGUGCUUGGUUGUGGUAGGCAUGGCUAUGCGUGCCACCUUCGGGAUGCUUGGCUAACACCUGGCAGGCAGCUUGGCAAAGCGAUCAUAUGUGGUCUACUCAAGCAGUCCGAUGUCUCAAUCAACAGCAUUGAGGCAGCAGUCAACAGCGACACGUCGAAGGUUGACCUCAGCAAGCAGUUGCGCGAAGGCGUGAGAGUCAGCAAAGGAGGAAAUGUGAAGGCAGCAAAUGCGGCUGACGUUGUUAUACUGGCAUGUCCUCCCAGAGCAAUGACCUCGAUACUUGGGGAACAGGGCAUGGACGCGGCUCUCAAGGGCAAGCCACUCGUCAGCGUCCUAGCCGGAGUCACAACGUCCGCCAUGGAAGAUGUUCUGAAGGGCGGUGGAGAUGCUCCAUUCUGCAUAUUUCGCGCCCUUCCAAAUCUUGCAAUUGCAACAUGUGCAUCAGCGACGGCGGUUGAGGCGCCGAAGUCAUCGAUACCAAGGGAGAUGGUGGACGUUAUUGACAAGCUCUUUCGGAGCCUUGGUGGCAUCACUUACGUUCCGGCCUCGAAUAUGAACGCAGCUACAGUAAUGUGCGGAUCGACACCAGCCUAUGUAGCACUGUUUCUGGACGGAAUGGUGGAUGGGGCUGUUGCGGCCGGCGUACCACGAGACAAGGCGAGGUCCAUGGUGGCACAGAUGUUGUCGAGUACUGCUGCUCUUUUGCAGUCACACAGUCCGUCCGAGCUCCGAGAGUCGGUGUGUGCCAUGCCGGGCUGCACGAUACAAGGUAACUUGGUAUUGGAGGAGGGCUGCAUCAGAGGCACCUCCGCGCGUGCGGUGAAGACUGCCAUAGAUGCUGCUAGCAAGCUAGGCUAA
Cyphellophora attinorum is the source of this 885-nucleotide messenger RNA. Its product is annotated as Pyrroline-5-carboxylate. Gene Ontology annotation, molecular function: pyrroline-5-carboxylate reductase activity. Lineage: Eukaryota; Fungi; Ascomycota; Eurotiomycetes; Chaetothyriales; Cyphellophoraceae. The coding region runs from base 1 to 885 and encodes 294 amino acids. The record is from RefSeq and is a predicted model, not a curated record. Gene Ontology annotation, biological process: L-proline biosynthetic process. The transcript has a single exon.